This is a messenger RNA of Sinocyclocheilus grahami, 1858 nucleotides long. RefSeq names its product STE20 related adaptor beta (gene stradb). The coding region runs from base 353 to 1399 and encodes 348 amino acids. Gene Ontology annotation, cellular component: serine/threonine protein kinase complex. Gene Ontology annotation, molecular function: protein kinase activity; protein serine/threonine kinase activator activity; ATP binding. The transcript is spliced from 13 exons. NCBI's taxonomy places the organism in Eukaryota, Metazoa, Chordata, Actinopteri, Cypriniformes, Cyprinidae. Gene Ontology annotation, biological process: protein phosphorylation; protein export from nucleus; activation of protein kinase activity. The record is from RefSeq and is a predicted model, not a curated record.
GGCGUGUUUGAGAGACUUUUAUUAUGUAAAUAUCAGCCGGGACUGUGAAGAAAAGCUUUGGCAAGUCAACUUACAAAUGUUAUUGGUAAAUGUGAGAGGCGCUGCGUGAUUUUUCUUCCUACAGUAAAACUGUGAUGUGACCGAAGUAACUGUAACUGCCCAGAACUGACGCUCGCCGUCAAAAUUAAGUGCGCCAAAUCAAUUUACAGGAGAACCUCCAUCCACAUGCAUAACAAACAAUGGACUCUAAUGGAGCAGCGUGAGAUGAGAUGAAGUCUGUCUUUUACGCAGUGAAAUCCGAGCAGAGCCAGAAUCAGAUAAAUGAACUCCAGUGAAGCAUCAGCUCAGCCUCAUGUCGUUUCUGGACUGCACCUGUAUCUCCUCCCACUCACAAGUCCAGCCCAUCAGCAUAGAGGAGCAGUAUGAAGACAUCAGCCGGCAGUGCUCGAGCAGUGAUGUCUCUCCGUGUUCUGUGUUGACGGAUGAAGAUGACAUCACAGAUCUUUCCACUAACCCCGCCCACUAUCAGCUGCUCUCACAACUGGGCCGGGGAUUUAAUAACCUCAGUCAGGUGAGCAUGGCUCGACACACACCGUCUGGCCGGCUGGUGGCGGUGAAAAACACUAACCUGGAUGAGUGUACAGAAGAUGAGCUGCUGCAGCUGAUGAAUGAGGUUCUGCGGUCCAGACUGUUCCGUCACCCAAACCUGCUGACGUCCAGACUGGUGUUCAGCUCGUGCUGUCAGCUCUGGGUGCUGUCUCCUCUCAUGAGCUACGGUUCUGCAGACUCUCUGCUCAGGUCGUAUUUUCCGGACGGAAUGAGCGAGUCUCUGAUAGCGUACCUGCUGUACGGGGUGCUCCGAGCGCUGGAGUACCUGCAUCACAUGGGUUACGUGCACAGGGGUGUGAAGGCGAGUCAUGUGCUGCUGUCAGCUGAAGGCCGUGUGUGUUUGUCGGGGCUGCAGAGUGUGUACAGUCUGAUGAAGGAUGGCAAGAGGAUGAGAGCCGUGUUUGACAUGCCUCAGCACAGCCCGUCUCUGCUGCCCUGGCUGAGUCCGGAGCUGCUGCGACAGGAUCUUCACGGCUAUGGAGUGAAGUCAGACAUCUACAGUCUGGGAAUCGUGGUGUGUGAGCUGGUCAGUGGCAGAGUGCCAUUCCAGGACAUGCCGCCCACUCUGUGUGAACGAGUGUAUGUUUGCUGGCCGUCUGCGACAGCUCUCCUCACUCAUCCCUUCUUCAGACAGGUGAAGAAACACACAAGGGACUCUUUCCUCAGUUUGAUGUAUCCGGCCGUGCCAGUGUCUUGUCCUCCAGGCACGCCUCCAUCCGAAACGCCCACCCAGACCUGCAACGCGCCGUCACCCACCGAACCAGAGGACGGCAUGUGGGACUUCUCCUAAACCUCGCUGCCUGUUUCUGUCUCCAUCUCGUCUGUUUCUUGUCCAUUUCUCACCCAUUUCUCCAUAAGUAUAUUCCGUAUUAAUCCGUCCUAACCAGCUGCUAGAUUUAGUCAUUUUGCUGUUAACUUGGUUUGUAUUUGUCACCUCAUACUACGGUAGCCCCAACCACAGUGAAAUCUCACUAAAUCCCAUCUAUAUAUGGACCAAAGUGUUGAUGACAUCAUCUUGCACUCAUGGGCAUAUCUACAUUUUUAGCCAAUCAAAUGCUCUCUAGAACGAGCACAUACCAGCUGCCUAGACUUUUCCCGACUAGCAAGAGCAAGUAAAAACUCGUAGUUGAUGGCUGUGACUUAAACUAAAAGCCUAUUAGCUUGGGCUGCACGAUUCAUCAAAAUAAAACUGAAUUUGUGAUACAGUCUGUUUAUUAAAUCUCAGACUGCUUUUAAUUGAUUAAACAUA